This is a messenger RNA of Lecanosticta acicola, 486 nucleotides long. The record is from the annotation of a GenBank genome assembly. NCBI's taxonomy places the organism in Eukaryota, Fungi, Ascomycota, Dothideomycetes, Mycosphaerellales, Mycosphaerellaceae.
AUGGGAUACAACAUGGUCUUCUACGUCGACGGCGGCUGCCGGCACAACGGAUCCGGAUACGCAAUCGGUGCAGCCGCGGCGGUCAAGAUGAAGCGCAAUCGAGGCCACGUGUACUGGACCGAGAAGAUGGACUUCGACGACUCUCCGACAAACCAACGCGCCGAGAUGCUGGCCAUCAUCCUGGCCCUGCCGUCUGCGCUGAGCGAAUACGACACGCUCAACCCGUUGCCAUACCUCUUCUUGGAGAUUCGCUCGGACUCAAAGUAUGCCAUCGGCUGCAUGACCGAGUGGAAAGCCCGAUGGAUCUGCAACGGCUGGAGGAACUCGCGAGGCAAUGAUGUUGCGAACACGGAUCUCAUUCGGCAGGCAUACGACUUGGAGGAUCGCGUGAAAGACAUUGGCAAGGUUACCUACACGCACAUCCCCCGAGCCCAGAACACGGUUGCCGACGGAUACUGCAACCAAGCCAUGGACGAGAUGGAGUAG